Molecule: messenger RNA, 1145 nt
Organism: Centruroides sculpturatus (bark scorpion)
Lineage: Eukaryota; Metazoa; Arthropoda; Arachnida; Scorpiones; Buthidae
Product: bifunctional heparan sulfate N-deacetylase/N-sulfotransferase-like
Exons: 3
Coding region: 188-871 (227 amino acids)
Molecular function (GO): hydrolase activity; heparan sulfate N-sulfotransferase activity
Source: RefSeq, a predicted model, not a curated record
UUAUCUGUAACUUGCCUCUGAUGAUGUUUAGUUGCACACACGCUUUGAUCAUUCCAUUAUUCUAAUUAUUUAAUAGCAUAUCCUAAUAGAUAAAAUUCGAAGCUUCUCACUAAUUAGAUACAGUAAUAGAAAUGCAUCUUUAAUUAAUUUCACUUAUUAUUUUAUCUUCUUUAAUUUUAGAUUUAAAAUGGAAAUUGCCGCAAAGAGUUUACCGCUUUUAACCAAUUUAGAUAAAGGAAAAUUUGCAGUAAUUGUUUUUGAAAAUCUAGAAAAAUAUUUAAAUAUGAAUAAAUGGAACAGGGAACUUUUGGAUAAAUAUUGUAGAGAAUAUAACGUUGGAAUUGUUGGAUUUAUGAAGAGUAGCGAGGACAGUUUGGUUGGAUCGCAACUGAAAGGAUUUCCGCUAUACGUUCACACAAACUUAGCCCUACGAGAUUGUCAACUAAAUCCCAAGUCACAGCUGUUAAGACUGACGAGAGCAGGAGAAAUAGCCUAUGGGGAUCUCCCAGGAGAAGACUGGACUGUGUUUCAAUCUAACCAUUCCACUUACGUCACUGUAGCCAUGGCGAGAACUCAAUCCUUUCAUGUUGCCUUGUCUGUUGAUGGGAUUGGAGCUCCCAUGCCCAUUGUCAUACAGGACAUCGGCAUCUACGACGGUAUACAAAGAGCGAUUUUUGGAAACAGUUUUAAGUUUUGGUUACACAAAUUACUCUUCCUGGAUGCAAUUUCUUAUCUUUCUCAUGGUAAACUCAGUUUGCCAUUGCAGAGGUAUCUUCUUAUCGACAUAGACGAUAUUUUCGUAGGAGAGAGAUCGACCAGGAUGAAACCUGCAGACGUACUUGUAAGUAUAUAUGGUUUACACAUCGUUUAAGUAGGAAAUUAUUUAGAAUUUUUGUUAAAAUGAAGAAAAGACAAUCAUGAGUUUAAUGAUAAUCCAUCUUAACGAUGAUUUUGCUUUUAUCAUUGAUGAUUUAGCUUCUUUCUUUGAUAAUGUUGCUGCUUUUGCUGCUGAUGAUGAUGAUAGCGAUUGCGUUGAUGUUGUCAUUGUUAUGCUCUUGCUUUUAUCGCUGAUAAUCUUCCUUCUAUGAUGAUGUUGCCAUGUUCAUGCUUUUAUCAUUGAUGGUCUUCUAUCAAUGAUGAUGUCG